CCUUAUAACGACGAAUGAUUUUGGCCCGCCAAUUUCAAAUGUCGCCGGAGUACAAACUCUCCGCCGUCAAUACUUUGCUUCUCUCCGCCAGAACACACCUCCACAAUCGUCGUUUCUCCACAGAAAUCAAGCUGUAAGUUCCCCUUUUUCACUCCUGCUCUUUCUCUCUCCUCCUCCUCACUGUUUCUCACGAGACAAAAACCCUAAUCCCUAUUUCCCAUAAGAUAAUUCGAAUUGGGAAUUGAGAUUCAGCACUUUGUACUCCUUCCACACAAAGAAGGCAUCUUUAGUAAUGAAAUUCAUCUUUUAACACCCUCUUUACCAUUAGUCGUGAUAUUUUCUUUUACCUUGCCGAGAUUGCUCAAGACUGAACUAAAUGAUAUGUUGAUACCAAAUUACCGACAUAGCUGAACUUUAUGGACCUAUAAUUAGGUUGAAUUCACUGUAAUGUGGAAUUAGAAAAUACCAAUAUCACCUCCAUUUUUAAAAAUCAUGAUAUCUGAAGCCAUAAUACGCUAAAAGAUCCAUUUGUAUUCGAAUUGGGUCCACCAUUUAGAGCUUCCAAAAAAAAGGAAAGAAAAUGGAGAACCCAAAUUCACAGGGUUCGAUCUCAAAGAGACCUGUCAGAAAGAGGGUAGCGUCAAGGAAUUAUAAUGAGAAUUUGAUGGAUGAGUUGAUAGAGGAGCAUUUGGGUGGUUCUGUGAGGAAGAGGAAUAGAACAAAGAAAGAUCUGGAGAAAGAAACUGAAACAGAGGCAAUGAUUGCUCUUUCUUUGGGCUUCCCCAUCGAUGACCUUCUUGAAGAAGAAAGAAAGGCUGGAGUCGUAAUUGAACUGGACGGAAAAGAGCAAAAUGAUUACAUUGUUGUGAGAAACCAUAUUCUUGCAAAAUGGAGGGAGAAUGUGCAUAUUUGGCUGUCCAAAGGAAAGAUAAGGGAAACAGUAAGUGCGGAGUAUGAGCAUUUGGUGGCCGUAGCAUAUGACUUUCUUUUGCAUAACGGGUAUAUAAAUUUUGGGGUUUCACCAUCAAUUGUAUCUCUUAUUCCCGAGGAACCUAGUGAAGGGUCUGUAAUUAUUGUUGGUGCUGGACUUGCCGGUUUAGCUGCAGCAAGGCAACUGAUGUCAUUUGGAUUCAAGGUGGUUAUCCUUGAAGGUAGGAACCGACCUGGAGGAAGAGUUUAUACUCAGAAAAUGGGACGGAAGGGCAAGUUUGCUGCUGUGGAUCUUGGUGGCAGUGUCAUAACUGGUAUCCAUGCGAAUCCUUUGGGAGUUUUGGCUAGACAACUUUCCAUUCCGCUUCACAAAGUUAGAGAUAAGUGUCCUUUAUACAAGCCUGAUGGAGCUCCUGUUGAUGCAGAAAUUGAUUCCAGAAUUGAACUCAUUUUCAAUAAGCUACUAGACAAAGUUACCGAGCUAAGAAAAAUAGUAAGUGGAUUGGCUAGUGAUAUCUCGUUGGGCUCCGUUUUGGAGAUGCUUAGACAACUAUAUGCUGUGGCUAAAACUACAGAGGAGAGGCAACUUCUGGAUUGGCAUUUUGCAAACUUGGAAUAUGCAAAUGCUGGAUGCCUCUCGAAACUCUCUGCUGCCUAUUGGGAUCAGGAUGAUCCUUAUGAAAUGGGUGGUGAUCAUUGUUUUCUUGCCGGUGGAAAUUGGGGUGUAAUCAGAGCACUGUGUAAAGGAGUACCUAUAUUUUAUGGCAAGACUGUUCAGACAAUAAAGUAUGGACAUGAAGGAGUUGAAGUCGUUUCUGGGGACCAAGUUUUCCAGGCAGACAUGGUCCUCUGUACUGUUCCUCUUGGGGUACUCAAAAGAAGAACAAUUAGAUUUGAACCAGAGUUACCUGAGAAGAAGCUUGAAGCUAUUGAUAGGCUAGGAUUUGGGUUGCUGAAUAAGGUUGCCAUGGUAUUCCCUCAUGUUUUUUGGGGGGAAGACUUGGAUACCUUUGGUUGCCUCAACCUCUAUAGCCAUAGACGAGGAGAGUUCUUCUUAUUUUACAGUUACCAUACUGUUUCUGGGGGUCCAGUACUUAUUGCACUUGUUGCUGGUGAUGCUGCUCAACUUUUUGAAUCCACAGAGCCGACCACUAUAAUUAAUCGAGUUAUGAGCAUUCUCAAAGGCAUCUAUGAGCCAAAAGGCAUAAGCGUGCCUGAUCCUAUACAAUCCAUAUGUACAAGGUGGGGAAAUGAUCCCUUUUCAUUUGGCUCAUAUUCACAUGUUCGUGUUCAGUCUUCUGGCAGUGAUUACGACGUACUCGCAGAAAAUCUUGGAGGUCGGCUGUUUUUUGCUGGAGAGGCUACGAUUCGACAACAUCCAGCCACCAUGCAUGGCGCCUAUUUGAGUGGCUUAAGAGAAGCUUCUCGCAUUUCCCAGUCCAUGAAAGUGAGGCAAAACAAUCCAAGGAAAACUGUACCAAAGAAUGUCGGACCAGGCAAUGAUGUACUGGAAGAGUUGUUCAAGAGGCCAGAUCUUGCAUUUGGGGACUUCUUGUUUGUAUUUGAUCCCUUGACUUAUGAUUCUAAAUCGUUAGGACUCAUGAGAGUUACUUUUGCAAACUCCAACGAUGAACUUAAUGCAGAAUUGUCUUGUGGCAAGGAGGCAGAUAAUAUGCCUCAGCAUCUAUUAAAUCAACCAUUGCAGCUUUAUACAGUUGUGUCUCGUGAGCAGGCGCUUGAGUUGCAGUUGGUGAAGGGUGGAAAUGAUUGUAAAUUGUCAUAUUUGUUUAAAGGUCUUGGCUUGAAGUUACUGGGAGCUAAUGCAUUAGGAAUUCUAGGCAACUCUUUAGCUGCUAACAUUUCUAAUUCUCGAAAAGGCAGAGGCCGGAAUCGAAGUUAUGGUGCCCAACAGAAUGCAAGCUACACUAAUAUUCAGCUAUCUUGAGUAAUGCUGAAUGUAUCUUCAAAUUUGUGGAAUGCAGUAGAGAUGGCACUCAUUUACAUCUUACAUUGACUGACCAGGACAAAUAUUAGUAUGUUAGUUAGAGUCAUAGCAUGCAUUCAUGUUGCGCGCUGGUACAUCUUGUGCAACCGGCGAUGUAGUAUGUGCUCCAAGACCUCAUUCAGAUACUGUUUUAGCUGUGAAGUUGAGUAAGCCAUGGUGAAAAAGGAUUGAGGAAUCGGCACAUUUGCAUCUGGCUUGAGAGUUUCAAGCCUUCCUGUUCUGUAUCUGUUGGUUUUGUUGUGGAUAUUCUUUUGUAUGUUUGUCCUUAGUACUCCUGGAAAAAGCAAAGAGUAGACUAAAAGUUUUUUUAGUCCCUUUUGUAGGCGAACUUGUAUAACUUUUGGAAUAAAAGAAACAAGUAGGAUGGGGUUAGACUUGUUGUAAACUUGUACCAGUAAAGAGCUGAAAAUGAAAAAGAAAUAUAGUCGAAUGCAUGUCA
Molecule: messenger RNA, 3374 nt
Organism: Nicotiana tabacum (common tobacco)
Lineage: Eukaryota; Viridiplantae; Streptophyta; Magnoliopsida; Solanales; Solanaceae
Product: lysine-specific histone demethylase 1 homolog 2
Molecular function (GO): protein binding; oxidoreductase activity
Source: RefSeq, a predicted model, not a curated record